AUGCUUAUUGGAAUACGGCGUCAGCAGUUUCGCCAAAACCUGCAAACUUCUUACUGUAGUGCGUCAAUAGUUCGAAGGGGUGCAGUAAGAAACUUGGCAUCAAAACGAACCUCAUACUAUUCCACGCAUGCACCAUCAUUGCCAACCUUGUGUUCUAGUAUCCCUUCGGCCAGCGAUAGGCCCACAACCCGCAUUCUCAAAAACAAGCCUCAGUCUCCUGUGGGACUUCCCCUCACACAAACAAGACCUCUUUCCUCUACAGCAGCAAACAUGGCAGCCACAAUAAUUGACGGGAACGCUAUUGCGAUGAAAAUUCGCCAAAAAAUUCACGCCGAAAUACAAGCAACAAGGGAAAUCAACCCUAGAUUUAAUCCAUCUUUAAAAAUUAUUCAAGUUGGCGAUCGUUCAGAUUCGUCAACCUAUGUUCGAAUGAAAUUGAAAGCAGCCGAAGAGGCAUCCAUAGAAUGUGAAAUUAUUCGAUUUCCUGUCACCACCACUGAAACUGAACUAUUGAAUAAAAUUUCACAACUCAACAACGACUUCUCAGUCCAUGGAAUCCUCGUUCAAUUACCUGUUCCCGAACAUAUAUCUGAAUAUGCUGUCACAUCAGCUGUAUCUGAAGACAAAGAUGUCGAUGGUUUUGGCGCUAACAACAUUGGAGAGCUAGCUAAACGUGGUGGUAAACCUCUUUUCACUCCCUGCACACCCAAAGGUGUUAUGGUACUACUGCAAGAGAGUGGUAUAAACCUCAAAGGCAAAAAUGCAGUUGUACUUGGACGUAGCGAUAUUGUCGGUAACCCAGUAAGCUACCUUCUUAGACGAGCAGAUGCCACUGUCACUGUCUGUCACAGAGAGACACAAAAUCUAGAAGAGCACCUUAAGAAUGCUGAUGUUCUAGUUUCAGCUGUAGGGAAGCCACAAUUUGUAAAGGGUGAAUGGUUAAAGCCAGGAGUAGUUGUCAUUGACGUGGGCACUAACUUUAUUCCUUGUGAAUCGAAAAAAGCUGGACGACAGUUAGUUGGCGACAUUGAUUUUGAUUCGGCUUCAAAAGUGGCUUCAAAAAUAACACCAGUUCCUGGAGGUGUUGGACCGAUGACCAUUGCUAUGUUACUACAGAACGUUGUUGAUGCGGCAAGAAGAAGUUAUGACGAACAAAUUUCAAGGUCCAUCAAACCUCUUCCGUUAAUACUGAAGACACCAGUUCCAUCUGAUAUUGCGAUUUCGCGAUCUCAACAGCCAAAAAAGAUUACCAAUGUUGCUGCGGAGAUAGGUAUUGCCGGUCACGAAUUAGAGCCCUACGGUGCACACAAAGCCAAGGUUAGUCUUGACGUACUCAAACGUUUGGGACACCGAAAAAACGGUCGCUUUGUUGUUGUCACUGGUAUAACGCCAACACCUCUUGGUGAAGGCAAGUCAACCACCACUAUGGGAAUUGCCCAAGCUCUUGGUGCCCAUCUCAACCGGGUCGCUUUUGCCAAUGUCAGACAACCUAGCCAGGGUCCGACAUUUGGUAUCAAAGGUGGUGCCGCUGGAGGCGGUUACAGUCAGGUUAUUCCAAUGGACGAAUUUAAUCUCCACUUGACAGGCGAUAUCCAUGCCAUAACUGCAGCCAACAACCUUUUAGCAGCUGCAAUAGAAACACGAAUGUUCCACGAAAAUACGCAGUCUGAUGCCGCACUCUACAAGCGUCUGGUACCUUCGAAAAAAGGAAAAAGACAAUUCACCCCUAUCAUGUUCCGUCGAUUGAAAAAACUUGGCAUCAACCAGGAAAAUCCAGACAAGCUCACUACGGAUGAGAUUCGCAAAUUCGCUAGACUUGAUAUCGAGCCUUCAACCAUCACCUGGAGACGUGUUCUUGACGUGAAUGAUCGUCACUUAAGGGGUGUAACAGUGGGAACUGCUGCUACUGAGAAGGGCCAGAGUCGCGAAACUGGUUUUGACAUAUCCGUAGCCAGUGAGUGCAUGGCCAUUCUCGCUCUCAGUAGUGAUCUGAAUGACAUGAGAGAACGUUUGGGAAGAAUGGUUAUUGGGUUCUCGAGACAAGGUGAUCCUGUUACUUGUGAUGACAUUGGUGCCGGGGGUGCGCUCACAGCUUUAAUGAAAGACGCUAUCAAACCAAACCUAAUGCAAACAAUGGAAGGGACCCCAGUUUUUGUCCACGCUGGACCAUUUGCAAAUAUCAGUAUCGGGGCUAGCUCAGUCUUGGCUGACAAAAUUGCGCUCAAACUUGCUGGAACUGAGCUGGACGAGAAUCAUAAUGAGAAAGCCGGAUUCGUCAUUACAGAAGCCGGGUUCGACUUUACGAUGGGAGGAGAACGAUUCUUCAACAUCAAGUGCAGAUCAUCUGGGCUUGUUCCUGAUGUAGUUGUUAUUGUAGCGACAGUUCGUGCGCUCAAGGUUCAUGGAGGCGGCCCCCCGAUUGUACCGGGUGCGGCCCUCAAUAAAGUCUAUGCUCAAGAGAAUGUCGAAAUUCUUCGCACAGGUUGUGUCAAUCUCAGAAAACACAUUAGUAACGCCAAAAUCUACGGUGUCCCAGUAGUUGUCGCUAUUAACAAAUUCGAGACUGAUACCGAUGCCGAAAUCCAGGUUAUUAGAGAGGAAUCAAUAGCAGCCGGUGCCGAGGAUGCAAUUCCUGCUAACCACUGGGCUGAGGGUGGAAAAGGCGCGAUUGAAUUGUCGAAAGGCAUAAUUGCCGCAUGUGAGAAAGAAAAAGACUUUAAAUUACUGUACAGUCUUGAUGGCAGUGUUCAAUCUCGCAUUGAAGCUAUAGGCCAAAAAAUGUACGGCGCCGCGAGCGUUGAAUUCAGUGAGAUUGCUCAGAAAAAGGUGGACAUGUACACGAGCCAAGGAUUCGGAAAUCUCCCGAUUUGUAUCGCUAAGACUCAGUAUUCCUUAUCCCAUGAUCCAGAUCUCAAAGGCGCACCAACUGGAUUUACUGUGCCCAUCCGAGACGUUCGUCUUGCUGCUGGUGCUGGUUAUUUAUAUGCACUCGCUGCAGACAUUCAAACAAUUCCGGGUCUACCAACUGCUCCGGGGUAUCUUAACGUUGAUGUUGAUACAGAGACCGGGGAAAUUGAUGGCCUUUUUUAA
Messenger RNA from Blumeria graminis f. sp. triticale, 3090 nucleotides. The record is from the annotation of a GenBank genome assembly. NCBI's taxonomy places the organism in Eukaryota, Fungi, Ascomycota, Leotiomycetes, Helotiales, Erysiphaceae.